GACAAAGAGAAGGAUGCAAAGGUUGAUGCAAAGGAUGACAAGGAGGAUCGCGACCGGAGCCGAGGGCGCCGUGGCCGGGAGCGCCGCGACCGGAGCCGGGACCGGGAACGCCGCGAGCACCGCCGCAGCCGGGACGGCCGGGAGGGCCGGGACGGCAGCCGGCGCAGCCGGCGCCGCAGCCCAUCGAAAGGCAAGGACCGGGAGCGGCGGCGGCGCUGA
Molecule: messenger RNA, 219 nt
Organism: Effrenium voratum
Lineage: Eukaryota; Dinophyceae; Suessiales; Symbiodiniaceae
Source: the annotation of a GenBank genome assembly